This is a messenger RNA of Gongylonema pulchrum, 270 nucleotides long. The record is from the annotation of a GenBank genome assembly. Lineage: Eukaryota; Metazoa; Nematoda; Chromadorea; Rhabditida; Gongylonematidae.
AUGAAGGCAGCGAAGCGUCCCAUCGAAAGAGGUAUAGAACUUAUCGGAAAUCGAACCACGGCACCAGCGCGGCAUAUGGGCACUCUGCCGCUGCGCCACAGGCGAGCUCGGGGCGGGAUCCAAACACGGAACAUCAGCGCAGCAGACGGACGCUCUGCCCCUGACCCACAGCCGGGACCGCAGCAGGAUCCGAACCUGAGAUCGUCAGGUGGCGAACCGGUGUUCUGCCACAGAGCUGCUAGUGCAGUGUGGAUCAGCGGCAGGAACUGA